Messenger RNA from Cyprinus carpio (common carp), 1923 nucleotides. RefSeq names its product septin-6-like. Lineage: Eukaryota; Metazoa; Chordata; Actinopteri; Cypriniformes; Cyprinidae. The transcript has 10 exons. Bases 60 to 1343 code for a protein of 427 amino acids. Gene Ontology annotation, biological process: cilium assembly; cytoskeleton-dependent cytokinesis. The record is from RefSeq and is a predicted model, not a curated record. Gene Ontology annotation, molecular function: molecular adaptor activity; GTP binding; GTPase activity. Gene Ontology annotation, cellular component: septin ring; septin complex; microtubule cytoskeleton.
CGCUGCUCUCUGCGUGCGCGCUGCAGUUUCCUGUGAAGCGUUGAUGCAGGAGAGAACCCAUGGCGGCCACUGAGAUAGCGCGACAAGCGGGAGAGGGUGCACGUGCCGUCCCACUCUCUGGUCAUGUUGGCUUUGACAGCAUGCCGGACCAGCUGGUCAACAAGUCCGUCAACCAUGGCUUCUGCUUCAAUAUCCUCUGUGUGGGGGAGACGGGUUUGGGAAAGUCCACCCUCAUGGACACCCUGUUCAACACCAAAUUUGAGGGUGAACCUACACAGCACAAUCAGCCGGGAGUGCAGCUCAAGUCCAACACUUACGAGCUGCAGGAGAGCAACGUUCGCCUCAAGCUCACUGUGGUCAACACUGUAGGCUUUGGAGAUCAGAUCAACAAAGAGGACAGUUACAAGUCUAUUGUGGAGUUCAUUGAUACUCAGUUUGAAGCAUACCUUCAGGAGGAACUGAAGAUUAAACGCACCCUACACAGUUAUCAUGAUACACGGAUCCACGCCUGUCUGUAUUUCAUUGCUCCCACUGGACACUCACUAAAGUCCCUUGACCUGGUUACUAUGAAGAAGUUGGACAGUAAGGUGAAUAUCAUCCCCAUCGUUGCCAAAUCAGAUGCCAUCUCAAAGAGUGAACUUGCCAAGUUCAAAAUUAAGAUCACAAGUGAACUGGUGAGCAAUGGUGUCCAGAUCUAUCAGUUUCCCACUGAUGAUGAGACUGUGGCAGAGAUCAACUCAACCAUGAAUGGUCAUUUGCCUUUUGCGGUGGUGGGAAGCACUGAGGAAGUGAAGAUUGGGAACAAGAUGGUGCGAGCACGCCAGUACCCCUGGGGAACCGUCCAGGUGGAGAAUGAGAAUCACUGUGAUUUUGUGAAACUGAGAGAAAUGCUGAUCAGGGUCAACAUGGAGGACCUGCGAGAGCAGACUCACACUCGCCACUAUGAGCUAUACCGCCGCUGCAAGCUGGAGGAGAUGGGAUUCAAAGACACCGAUCCUGACAGCAAACCCUUCAGCCUCCAGGAAACAUACGAGGCCAAGAGGAAUGAGUUCAUGGGAGAGCUGCAGAAGAAAGAGGAGGAGAUGAGGCAGAUGUUUGUCCAGAGAGUCAACGAGAAGGAGGCAGAGCUGAAAGAGGCAGAAAAGGAGCUUCAUGAAAAGUUUGACCGUCUCAAGAAGCUUCACCAGGAUGAGAAGAAGAAACUAGAGGACAAGAAGAAGUCUCUCGAUGAUGAGCUGAACAGCUUCAAGCAGAAGAAGACUGCUGCUGAGCUGCUGCAGGCCCAGACCCAGCAGGCAGGGAGCUCCUCCACACUUAAGAAGGAUAAAGAGAGGAAAAAUUAACUCCUCACCUGCUCCCAGUCCCGCAUGAGACACCUUAUGCUGGUAAGGCUUUCAAAGUAUCUCUUAAGGCACAAGCCCUCGUUCACACGAGGGAACUAAAUUACAAAAACACAUGUUAUGAUGGUGGUCAGUUAGACCGAUCCUGUAAUUGCUGUAUUAAAGCACUGCAGUAGUAAUUACAGUUUUUCUUAUUCAUGCUUAAAAGUGCUGGUAAUGUGAAGAAUGUCUCUGUGGCAGCAGCAGGGGAUAUUAUGUCACCAGCGCCAGGCGAGAGUUUAUUGCUCUCUCUGUGUGAUGUGCAGCCAUCUGCCAUCUGAAUCCAUAACAAUCUGCUGUUGUUUGCACUCCACUGCUCUUCCACGAUCUUGCACAAAAGAGCCUUUAAUGGCUCGGCUCCUAAAGCUGGGUUACACUAGUCCACCACUUGGCCUUGAAAUAAUGCUGUUGUUGAGUGGGCUAUCCCUUGCUACAGACCUAUCAGUAAUAGGUAAAUAACACAACAGAAGAGACCAUAUAAUGAAUUUUAACUGUUACAAAGAGAGAACAAUACUAAGCCUUACCACAUACACCUCCUGCAACC